This is a messenger RNA of Galeopterus variegatus (Sunda flying lemur), 477 nucleotides long. RefSeq names its product inhibitor of DNA binding 3, dominant negative helix-loop-helix protein (gene ID3). Bases 95 to 454 code for a protein of 119 amino acids. The transcript has 2 exons. The record is from RefSeq and is a predicted model, not a curated record. Gene Ontology annotation, molecular function: protein dimerization activity; transcription regulator activity. Lineage: Eukaryota; Metazoa; Chordata; Mammalia; Dermoptera; Cynocephalidae. Gene Ontology annotation, biological process: circadian regulation of gene expression; cell differentiation; negative regulation of transcription by RNA polymerase II. Gene Ontology annotation, cellular component: cytoplasm; nucleus.
UGCGGGCGCCGGCGGGCGUGCGCGCGUUGCAAGCUGCUCUAGGACGUCCUUGGGUCUUUACGUGUUUUCUGCACCUCCGACUUCACUCCCCGACAUGAAGGCGCUGAGCCCGGUGCGCGGCUGCUACGAGGCUGUGUGCUGCCUGUCAGAACGCAGUCUAGCCAUCGCGCGGGGCCGCAGCAAGGGCCCGGUGGCCGAGGAGCCGCUGAGCCUGCUGGACGACAUGAACCACUGCUACUCGCGCUUGCGGGAACUGGUGCCCGGAGUCCCGCGAGGCACUCAGCUUAGCCAGGUGGAAAUCCUGCAGCGUGUCAUUGACUACAUUCUCGACUUGCAGGUGGUCCUGGCCGAGCCGGCCCCUGGCCCCCCAGACGGCCCGCAUCUCCCCAUCCAGACAGCCGAACUCGCUCCGGAACUUGUGAUCUCCAACGACCAGAGGAGCUUCUGCCACUGACCUGGCCGUCCUGACACCUCCCG